UCUCUCUCUCUCCAGUGUAGGAUAUUUAUCACAAAUUCACAAUUGCGUCUUUAUUGAUCACAUUAAUUAAUCGGGUCGAUGAGACAAGUAUCCCUAAAUUAUGUCAUAUCCGCUUUGCAGGUCCCUGUACAUCGCUGAUGUUUCACCAGCCCUUCUGCUGCCACAAACUUUUCCACCUCGUACUCAGUCACGAGCGGCUGAUGUUGUCUCUCGCGCUGCCUGCGUAGCAUGCGCGUUCGGAGCAGUGGUAAAUGUGAUGACUAGUCCGCUGGCAAUGAUCUACCCUUCGUCUCUUUCUCUGGAGUUGUUAAAUAGCUGGGGCAUUUGACCUUUUUUUUUCUUCUUAUUAAUAACAGGCACAAUCACCAGUCAUCUUCCACACUGACUGAGCGACGUGCUUGAAACAUACCGAGACAGAGGAACGGGAGACGACCCCGUUUGUGGGCAGAAUGUCCGUGGUGUCCGUGGUGCUGAAUCCGCUGCUGUUUCUACUGCUGUUCGGCUACUGCCCUUCUGUGACAGUCAAGCCUAAGAAAGGCUGGCAGGUGUACAGCUCGGCCCAGGAUACAGAGGGGAGGUGUAUCUGUACAGUGGUGGCUCCUGAACAGAACCUCUGCUCCAGAGACGCCAAGGAGGGACAGCUCCGUCAGCUACUGGAGAAGGUCCAGAACAUGUCCCAGUCAAUCGAGGUGCUGAACCUGCGGACUCAGAGAGACUUCCAGUACAUCAUGAGGAUGGAAGGCCGGUUCAAAGAGCUAAGGUCAAAGUUCAGACAGAUAGAGACCAAGAGGAAGACAAAGGUCAACAGAAACUUCCAGGAGUUGAAGGGUAAGAUGGAUGCCCUACAGCCUCUGAUCCCUGUGUUGGAGCAGUACAAGACUGAUGCCCAGCUCAUCGUCCAGUUUAAACAGGAGAUCAGGAACCUGUCCAUGGUGCUCACAGCCAUCCAGGAGGAGAUAGGGGUCUACGACUCUGAGGAACUACAACAGAGGGUCUUGAAUCUGGAGAGCAGGCUACGCAACUGCAUGGGCAAACUCACAUGUGGUAAACUGAUGAAGAUCACUGGACCUGUGACGGUGAAGACCUCUGGUUCACGGUUUGGAGCUUGGAUGACUGAUCCACAGGCCUCCCCUAGAAACAACCGGGUCUGGUACAUGGAUAACUACACCAACAACAAGAUCGUCAAAGAGUACAAGUCCAUAGCAGACUUUGUUUCCGGGGCCGAGUCUCGGACCUACAACCUGCCGUUCAAGUGGGCCGGGACCGACCACGUGGUGUACAAUGGCUCUCUGUACUACAACAAGGCCCAGAGCAACAUCGUGGUGUGUUAUCGCUUCGAGACGGGCCGCGUUGUGACCCAGAGAGCCCUGGAGAAGGCCGGUUUCCACAACGUCUACCCUUACACCUGGGGAGGCUACUCCGACAUAGACCUCAUGGCCGACGAGCUGGGCCUGUGGGCCGUCUACGCCACCAAUCAGAACGCAGGAAACAUCGUCAUCAGCCAGCUCAACCCCGACACGCUACAGGUCCUCGGAACCUGGAACACGGAAUAUUCCAAACGGAACGCGGGGGAGUCCUUUAUGAUCUGCGGAACACUCUACAUCACUAACUCUCACCUGACUGGCGCUAAGGUCUACUACUCGUACUCCACCAAGACCUCCAGCUAUGAAUACACAGACAUCCCCUUCCAUAACCAGUACUUCCACAUGUCCAUGUUGGACUACAACGCCAGGGACCGGGCUCUGUACGGCUGGAACAAUGGACACCAGGUUCUGUUCAACGUCACGUUGUUCCAUAUCAUCAAGACAGAGGACGAUUCCUGAGGAGGAAGAACCUCAGGGGAACUCAGAGGAUUCCACUGGAACACUGACUAACAUUCCUGGUGUUCCGGUGUUCCGUCAGUCAUUGUGGAAGUUCUAUCUAAUUGGUAUUUUUUGCUCUCUUCUUUUGACAAUCCAUCUUCGGAUCUAUUGGCUUCCCUUUCAAAUUCCUAAUGCAAGAAUUACUAAAGAUGUUGGCCUCCGAACUCUGAACUGUCUCCCAAUGUCAUGACAGAGUCAUGAUAUUCUCUGGUAGUCCUACCUAGCAACCCCGAUGUUAAAUAAUCUGGCCCUCUAACGAUGACAUCAUGCCCUGACAGUCUUCCUCUUGGGUUUUUUAAAUUCAUUUUCCUCUCUUUUGACACAAGCCUUUAUUUUCACUGUAUCCCUUUCCUUUCAGCUACUCUACACUGGACUCUGAGACAUUGGCUGGGCUUGGGUAACAUGCCUCUGAUUGGCUGGGCUUGGGUAACAUGCCUCUGAUUGGCUGGGCUUGGGUAACAUGCCUCUGAUUGGCUGGGCUUGGGUAACAUGCCUCUGAUUGGCUGGGCUUGGGUAACAUACCUCUGAUUGGGUGGGCUUGGAUAACAUGCCUCUGAUUGGCUGGGCUUGGGUAACAUGCCUCUGAUUGGCUGGGUUUGGGUAACAUACCUCUGAUUGGGUGUGCUUGGGUAACAUACCUCUGAUUGGGUGGGCUUGGAUAACAUGCCUCUGAUUGGCUGGGCUUGGGUAACAUGCCUCUGAUUGGCUGGGUUUAGGUAACAUACCUCUGAUUGGAUGGGUUUAGGUAACAUACCUCUGAUUGGAUGGGCUUGGGUAACAUGCCUCUGAUUGGCUGGGCUUGGGUAACAUGCCUCUGAUUGGCUGGGUUUGGGUAACAUACCUCUGAUUGGGUGGGCUUGGGUAACAUACCUCUGAUUGGCUGGGUUUGGGUAACAUACCUCUGAUUGGGUGGGCUUGGGUAACAUACCUCUGAUUGGCUGGGUUUAGGUAACAUACCUCUGAUUGGAUGGGUUUAGGUAACCUACCUCUGAUUGGAUGGGCUUGGGUAACUUACCUCUGAUUGGCUGGGUUUAGGUAACAUACCUCUGAUUGGCUGGGUUUAGGUAACAUACCUCUGAUUGGAUGGGUUUAGGUAACAUACCUCUGAUUGGAUGGGUUUAGGUAACAUACCUCUGAUUGGAUGGGUUUAGGUAACAUACCUCUGAUUGGAUGGGUUUAGGUAACCUACCUCUGAUUGGAUGGGUUUAGGUAACAUACCUCUGAUUGGAUGGGUUUAGGUAACCUACCUCUGAUUGGAUGGGUUUAGGUAACAUACCUCUGAUUGGAUGGGUUUAGGUAACCUACCUCUGAUUGGAUGGGUUUAGGUAACAUACCUCUGAUUGGAUGGGUUUAGGUAACAUACCUCUGAUUGGAUGGGUUUAGGUAACAUACCUCUGAUUGGAUGGGUUUAGGUAACAUACCUCUGAUUGGAUGGGUUUAGGUAACAUACCUCUGAUUGGAUGGGUUUAGGUAACAUACCUCUGAUUGGAUGGGUUUAGGUAACAUACCUCUGAUUGGAUGGGUUUAGGUAACCUACCUCUGAUUGGAUGGGUUUAGGUAACAUACCUCUGAUUGGAUGGGUUUAGGUAACAUACCUCUGAUUGGAUGGGUUUAGGUAACAUACCUCUGAUUGGAUGGGUUUAGGUAACCUACCUCUGAUUGGAUGGGUUUAGGUAACCUACCUCUGAUUGGAUGGGUUUAGGUAACCUACCUCUGAUUGGAUGGGUUUAGGUAACAUACCUCUGAUUGGAUGGGCUUGGGUAACAUACCUCUGAUUGGAUGGGUUUAGGUAACAUACCUCUGAUUGGAUGGGCUUGGGUAACAUACCUCUGAUUGGAUGGGUUUAGGUAACAUACCUCUGAUUGGAUGGGUUUAGGUAACCUACCUCUGAUUGGAUGGGUUUAGGUAACAUACCUCUGAUUGGAUGGGUUUAGGUAACCUACCUCUGAUUGGAUGGGUUUAGGUAACAUACCUCUGAUUGGAUGGGUUUAGGUAACAUACCUCUGAUUGGAUGGGUUUAGGUAACAUACCUCUGAUUGGAUGGGUUUAGGUAACAUACCUCUGAUUGGAUGGGUUUAGGUAACAUACCUCUGAUUGGAUGGGUUUAGGUAACCUACCUCUGAUUGGAUGGGUUUAGGUAACAUACCUCUGAUUGGAUGGGUUUAGGUAACCUACCUCUGAUUGGAUGGGUUUAGGUAACAUACCUCUGAUUGGAUGGGUUUAGGUAACAUACCUCUGAUUGGAUGGGUUUAGGUAACAUACCUCUGAUUGGAUGGGCUUGGGUAACAUACCUCUGAUUGGAUGGGCUUGGGUAACAUGCCUCUGAUUGGAUGGGUUUAGGUAACAUACCUCUGAUUGGAUGGGUUUAGGUAACAUACCUCUGAUUGGAUGGGUUUAGGUAACAUACCUCUGAUUGGAUGGGUUUAGGUAACAUACCUCUGAUUGGAUGGGCUUGGGUAACAUACCUCUGAUUGGAUGGGUUUAGGUAACAUACCUCUGAUUGGAUGGGUUUAGGUAACAUACCUCUGAUUGGAUGGGUUUGGGUAACAUACCUCUGAUUGGAUGGGCUUGGGUAACAUACCUCUGAUUGGAUGGGUUUAGGUAACAUACCUCUGAUUGGAUGGGUUUAGGUAACAUACCUCUGAUUGGAUGGGUUUAGGUAACAUGCCUCUGAUUGGAUGGGUUUAGGUAACAUACCUCUGAUUGGAUGGGUUUAGGUAACAUACCUCUGAUUGGAUGGGUUUAGGUAACAUACCUCUGAUUGGAUGGGCUUGGGUAACUUAGCUUUUGUACGCAUUGCAACAGUAUCAAUAGGAGUCUGCCUUAUUCAGUGCCGUCUGUUCUGUAAGUCCAUAGGAUAACAGGUGUCCGUCCUGUCCUGCAUGAAUGUCUAUGAUAGCAUGUCUAGCUCUCUGUGGCUUGCAUCCCAAAUGGCACCCUAGGUCCCAAAGGGCUCUGGUCAAAAGUAGCACACUGUAUAGGGAAUAGGAUGCCAUUUUGGAUGGCUGUCCUGAUAGCAUCUAUAACUCUGUCUGUGGACUCGCUCGGCAACCAUCUCUCUUUUCCCACUGUAACACAAUUCAUGAUUUUUGUCUGAUUAUACUGUAUAUGGAUGGACAGGAAAAUACACAUUUAUAUACAUAAUUAGUGUUACAUUAUGGAAAUAAAGUUAUUAUUGUUUUUGAUUAA
This is a messenger RNA of Salvelinus namaycush (lake trout), 5051 nucleotides long. RefSeq names its product noelin-3-like. Bases 450 to 1823 code for a protein of 457 amino acids. Lineage: Eukaryota; Metazoa; Chordata; Actinopteri; Salmoniformes; Salmonidae. The record is from RefSeq and is a predicted model, not a curated record. The transcript has 6 exons. Gene Ontology annotation, biological process: signal transduction.